Prunus armeniaca (apricot) is the source of this 2796-nucleotide messenger RNA. Lineage: Eukaryota; Viridiplantae; Streptophyta; Magnoliopsida; Rosales; Rosaceae. The record is from the annotation of a GenBank genome assembly.
AUGGAUGUAGACAAUCGAACAAUCAAGGAACUUUCAGCCUCUGAAUUGGACAAUGCAGUCCCUCUUUGCAUUCAAUACCCUAGGGCAGCUGCAGGCAAGACCGAUGAGUUUGAAUUGAAGUCGAGUUUGCUACAUCACAUUCCCAAAUACCAUGGGCUGUCCAUGGAAGAUCCAAACAAGCAUUUGAAGGAAUUUGAAGUAGUAUGUUCAAGUAUGACACCCAUUAACGUGGAUGGGAAUAUUUUGAAGAUGAAAGCCUUCCCAUUCUCUCUUAUGGACAAGGCUAAAGAUUGGCUCUAUGAACUAGCACCUGGAACCGUUACUUCUUGGGAAAGUAUUAAGAAAGCAUUCUUAGAGAAAUUCUUCCCAACUUCAAGAGUCAUUCUUUUGAGGAAGAAAAUUAGUGGAAUUCAACAAGGCCCGAGAGAAUCCUUUCCAGGGUACUAUGAGCGUUUUAAGACGUUAGUUGCAUCCUGCCCACAACAUCAAAUGAAGGAAGAGCUUUUAAUUCAAUAUUUCUAUGAAGGACUACUUCCACUGGAGAGACAAAUGCUUGAUGCUUCAGCGGGAGGUGCUUUGGUUGACAAAACACCAGUUGCUGCGAAGAUCUUAAUAGCAAACCGAGCUUUGAAUGCACAACAAUACGAAGGAGUUGGAGGGAGAGAUCAUACACGGCCAAGUCCAGUUAAUGAGGUAAGUGCUAUUUCGGAACUUCAAUCUCAAAUGGCUAAUCUCUCUACUCUUAUUUCGCAGGUUGUUGAAGGAUCCAAAGUGAAAAGUACAGCCACUUGUAGCGUGUGCUCUAUGCAUGGACACCCCACUGAUCAUUGUCCUCAAUUAAUAGAGAAUGGGGGAUGGGAAAGUGCCAAUGUCGUAGGUUAUCAAGGCCAAAAUCAACCUAGGUAUGACCCGUUUUCAAACACCUACAAUCCGGGCUGGAGAGAUCAUCCAAAUUUGAAGUGGAGGGAGCCUCAACAACAACAACAAGGUGGAUAUAGACAGCCACCUCCAGGGCUCUAUCAAAGGCCGUUCGCACCACCACAGCCUCAACCACAAACUGCCCAAUCAAAUUCAGGUUCGCCAUUGGAUAAUGAUCAAAUGCUUAAAGUACUAACUUCUUUGACUCAGGGUUUACAAAAUCAAGCCAAAGAGAUGAGCGAAGUGAAGAAGCAAAUUGGGCAGAUGGCUGAGUUCAUGGGACAGUUUAGAGAAGAAGGCAAACUACCUAGCUCAACCAUUGUCAAUCCAAAAGGAGGUUUCGAAAUAGCUAAAGCUAUCAUCUUGAGGAGUGGUAAAGAGAUUGGAACCAAUCCCAAAAUUUCCAAACAAAGCUCAAAAGAGAACGAAAAGCUGCUGCUCAAAGAGAAGCUCCCUUGCUGCAGUCCCCCAAAGCUCCUACACAACCAAACUCAGAAAGAAGAGAAUGAAAAGGACAUCUUAGAGACUUUCAGGAAGGUACAAGUCAAUAUCCCACUUCUUGACGCAAUAAAGCAAGUUCCAAGAUAUGCUAAAUUCUUGAAAGAGCUUUGUACAACAAGGAGGAGGAUUUCAAACAAAGAAGUGGUAAGGGUAAAUGAAAAUGUUUCCGCAGUUUUGCAACGAAAACUGCCACCUAAAUGCAAAGAUCCAGGUAGUUUCACAAUCCCUUGUGUUAUUGGUAACACCAAGUUUGAACAUGCCAUGUUAGAUUUAGGUGCUUCCAUUAAUGUCAUGCCAUACUCUACUUAUGCAUCUAUGAACUUAGGAGAGCUUAAAAAUGGUGGCGUUAUAAUUCAAUUAGCCGAUCGUUCUAAUGCAUAUCCGAAAGGAGUUUUGGAAGAUGUUUUGGUGCAGGUUAACCACUUGAUAUUUCCAGCAGAUUUUUAUGUGCUUGAGAUGGAGGAUUUGGCCCAUUCUACACCAUUGCCAAUCUUACUUGGACGACCUUUCAUGAAAACAGCCCGAACCAAGAUCGAUGUGUUCAAGGGGACGUUGACAAUGGAAUUUGAUGGCAAUAUCAUUGAUUUCUAUAUUUUUGAAGCUAUAAGGUAUCCUGUUGAUGAUCACUUGUGUUUCUCUAUUGAUGCAUUUGAUUCUUUGGCGCAGGAAUAUCUCGAAUACCUAGAUAGGGAUGCCCUUGAAACCACCAUUGUUCAAGGAAUUGAACUCAUCAAAAUGGGGCCGAACCUAAUCAUGAAGAAAUUGGCGAGAUGGUGGCUGCCCUUGAGUCACUGCCACAAUAUGUUGGCACCCACUCUCGAGCUUAAACUGUUACCAAAUCAUUUGAAGUAUGUCUUCUUGGGAGAUAAAGAGACUUUGCCCGUCAUAGUCUCUUCAUCACUCAUGGCAAUGGAGGAGGAAAAACUAGUUCGGGUUUUGCAAGAGUACAAAACGGCCAUUGGAUGGACUUUAGCCGACAUCAAGGGACUUAGUCCUACAACAUGCAUGCAUCACAUACUUCUAGAGGAGGGGGCUAAACCAACUCGAGAGGCUCAACGCCGACUCAACCCUCCAAUGAUGGAAGUUGUGAAAAAGGUGAUCAUUAAGCUUCUCGAUUGUGGGGUCAUUUACCCAAUUUCGGAUAGUCGUUGGGUUUCACCGGUUCAAGUUGUACCAAAGAAAUCAGGAGUCACUGGGGUAAAAAAUGAAGAGAAUGAACUUGUCCCCACUCGUAUCCAAAUAGGUUGGAGAGUUUGCAUUGAUUAUAGGAAGCUCAACGCCACAACAAGGAAAGAUCACUUCCCUUUGCCGUUCAUUGAUCAAAUGCUUGAAAGGUUAGCCGGUCAUUCUUUUAUUGCUUUCUUGAUGGCUAUCUAG